CAUGUGCAACGUCAUCAUACCUCGACUCUGAGCAGAAACAAGCGCCACAUUUUUACUGCGGCAGAAAUUAUUUUUGCUGUGUUAUUGUCACCUUCUACCCAAACGUGUUUGGGUUUAGAUUAGGAGUGACAUAAAUACACCAUGAGUUUAUUUGGGACAACUUCUGGGUUUGGUACUGGAGGCACCAGUGUCUUUGGAAGCACCACAACAGAUACUCAUAAUCCAAUGAAGGAUGUUGAAGUGACUUCACCACCAGAUGACAGCAUCAGCUGUUUGGCCUUUAGUCCUCCCACUCUGCCUGGAAACUUCCUCAUUGGAGGAUCUUGGGCUAAUGAUGUCCGGUGCUGGGAGGUGCAGGACAAUGGACAAACUGUCCCCAAAGCCCAACAGAUGCACACUGGCCCGGUAUUGGAUGUCUGCUGGAGUGAUGAUGGGAGUAAAGUGUUCACUGCUUCCUGUGACAAGACGGCCAAAAUGUGGGAUCUAAACAGCAAUCAAGCAAUGCAGAUUGCACAACAUGAUGGUCCAAUCAAAGCCAUACAGUGGAUUAAAGCACCAAACUAUAGCUGUGUCAUGACUGGCAGCUGGGACAAAACACUGAAGUUUUGGGACACCCGUUCUCCCAAUCCCAUGAUGUCUCUGCAGAUGCCAGAAAGGUGCUACUGUGCAGAUGUUGUAUAUCCCAUGGCGGUGGUUGCCACAGCUGAGAGAGGCCUGAUAGUUUACCAACUAGAGAACCAGCCUUCUGAAUUUCGCAGAAUAGAGUCACCUCUUAAACAUCAGCAUCGUUGUGUUGCCAUAUUCAAGGACAAGCAGAACAAGCCUACGGGAUUUGCACUGGGAAGCAUUGAGGGCCGUGUGGCCAUCCACUAUAUCAACCCUCCAAACCCAGCCAAAGAUAACUUCACAUUCAAGUGCCACAGGUCUAAUGGAACCAACACAACCACUCCACAGGACAUCUAUGCUGUGAACGCCAUCUCCUUCCAUCCUGUCCAUGGCACACUAGCUACUGUGGGCUCAGAUGGCCGUUUCAGCUUUUGGGACAAAGACGCCCGCACUAAGUUGAAGACAUCUGAGCAGCUUGACCAGCCAAUCACAGCUUGCUGCUUCAACCACAAUGGCAACAUCUUUGCAUACGCUUCCAGUUACGACUGGUCCAAGGGCCAUGAGUACUACAACCCCCAGAAAAAGAACUACAUCUUCCUGAGGAACGCAGCCGAGGAGUUGAAGCCUAGGAAUAAGAAAUGAUCCUUCAUUCCACAUCUGUUGUGAGGAAAUGCGGAAGACCUGCUGCGUUAUUGUGUCUUUACACUCAAGACAGACUCCUUCCUUUCGGCAAACACCCGGACCAAUGCCACGGUUGCUGUGUACUGUGCAUGGACCAAUCAGAGGGGCCUGCCCACCCGCCGUUGAUGACAUCUGUGUGGCAGUUUGUCAUCAAAGAAGGGGAGGGCUUACUUUAUUCACUUUGCUGUUUUAAAUGUUUUUUUUUUCUUUUGUCAUGUCUUUUUUUAUUACAGCUUUCCAAGGACUUGAUUUGCUGUCUCUCUGUGGUUUAGCGUCAUCAUUAAACUGGGAUGUAAAAUAAAUAAGCAACUGUACUUAUUCCAAGUG
Molecule: messenger RNA, 1614 nt
Organism: Thalassophryne amazonica
Lineage: Eukaryota; Metazoa; Chordata; Actinopteri; Batrachoidiformes; Batrachoididae
Gene: rae1
Product: ribonucleic acid export 1
Exons: 13
Coding region: 142-1248 (368 amino acids)
Biological process (GO): RNA export from nucleus; transcription-dependent tethering of RNA polymerase II gene DNA at nuclear periphery
Cellular component (GO): nuclear pore
Molecular function (GO): ubiquitin binding; RNA binding
Source: RefSeq, a predicted model, not a curated record